Sphaerodactylus townsendi is the source of this 2407-nucleotide messenger RNA. It is a transcript of the gene MCFD2, whose product is annotated as multiple coagulation factor deficiency 2, ER cargo receptor complex subunit. The record is from RefSeq and is a predicted model, not a curated record. Lineage: Eukaryota; Metazoa; Chordata; Lepidosauria; Squamata; Sphaerodactylidae. Bases 297 to 737 code for a protein of 146 amino acids. Gene Ontology annotation, molecular function: calcium ion binding. The transcript has 5 exons.
GCGGAGCUCUCGGGGCUUCCGCUGCCCCACACUGGCGUCCUGGUCGUUUAGAAGGGGUGAUCCUCUGGCUUGGCUUCAUUUCAGGCGUCACUAAGAUGCGGUCGCCCUUGGAAGUGGCAGCCAACUUAAAAAAAAAGGUCGCACAGCCCAUUCCACUUCUUUUAAAAGUCUGGUAAAUUAGCAAAAUUUUCACAGUAUGCCAAGGAGUCCAGUGGACAGAUGAUUCACACGUGCUUUGAUAAAGUGUACUAGAAAAUCCCGGGUACUGAGUAAGGGAAGUGUUGACGCCCAGGAACAUGAAAAUUAUGCUGAAACCACGAUCUUGCCGUUUAUAUUUCUUCUGCUGUCUGGUACUGGGUUCCUUCAUCUCUUCUUCAGCAGAACACACAGAUGAGAAUCAUCAACGAACUGGGCGUUUCGAUAGGAACAUGGUGCAAGACAAGGAUCACAUCCUGGAAGAUUUAGAUGGCAUAAUUGAUAAACCAGAAUCUGAGAUGUCACCACAAGAACUGCAGCUUCAUUACUUCAAAAUGCAUGAUUACGAUGGCAACAAUUUGCUUGAUGGGCUGGAACUUGCCACUGCCAUAUCACAUGUCCAUAAAGAGGAUGGUAGUGAGCACACCCAGGCCAUGAAAGAAGAGGAGCUCAUUAACUUAAUAGAUGACGUCCUGCGAGAUGAUGAUAAGAAUAAUGAUGGCUACAUCGACUAUGCCGAAUUUGCAAAGUCACUGGAAUAAAGACGAAACAAAAUUUUCAAAAUCAUUCUUGUUUGUGUGACCCAGUACAAUGUGAUUCUUGACUGCCUCUCUGUCAUACGUUCCGCUGUUUGGACUGCAAAAUGAACUGUAGGAAAAUGUGUCAACUGUUUAUAUCUUAUAUGUUUAGGAGUGAAGCUUGUGGGAUCCAUUUGAUAGCUUAACACGGUUGAGCAAUAAGAUACACUGUCCAAGUUAGCUAAUCAUUUGGCAGUGUUGACGUAAAGACUUAGUUCUAAAGACUAUGGUCUUGAAACCAGUUAUCUCCUGAAAACUUUUCAAGGGAGUUCCCUAAGCACUGGAAAAGCUCACAGCUAAUCCCUACUUCUGAACCAUUCUUUAGUAUGAAUCCUUCAAAACAAGCAACUGCAGUGCUCUGAUCAAGAACUUUGAUCUCCCUUUCUGUCUCGUAGAAACUAGUUUGAGUGCUGAAGUCUGACCCUAACUACGUUACAAUUCCCAAUUGAAUUCAUGUUUCUUGUGAGUUCCACUGCAAAAAAAUGGGAUGUGCCCAUACCCUAGGGAAAGUUUAAACCUUUUCAAAGCCCAUGCCUUUCAGUGGAGAGGUUAAGGGCAUGCCUGUAUCUCUUCCCUUAAAAUGAAUACGAAUGUUAAAAAGUGCUCAGAUUUGGGCUGGAUUGUGCUCUAUGGGUUGGAUCCUGUAUGAGAGUCCACAAAAGGAGUUGACAAAGUAGAUCUUUUCCCAGCCUUCCCUAAGCACCCUGCCAUGUGUUCCAAAACUCCUCCUUAAGGGUUGGGAGAGCCAUGCAAGUGAACUGUGAAUUUUGGGGACAAGAAGGUGAGGAAAUAUCUUCUCUGCCACCUCCUUCUCUAAACUCUUCUCCUGGAUUCUGCUCUGUGUCUUUAAAUGAAGGGUUGCAGUGUAGCCAUGCGCCUAUACUUCAGGUGUCAUUCUUUUACUGUGUGCGUUGCCUUGCCCCAAAUCCACUUUAUAGAAGAACUGGUUUUACAAAAUAAAAUAUAUAUGUUGCAGACCUCUGCUCUAUGUCAUUAAUCCAGUAUUUUGUUUGGGAGUUCAUGUUUUCAGAAAGUGUAGGUUAAAUACAGCUGUUUGGUGUGGUCCACGACCAAGAACUGUUCCUGUGCUGAAUCAGCUGAAUGUUACAAUCUCAGCAAAACGCUGCCUUGUUAGGGUUCCCACCGGUGUACCUUGACGUGAAUUUCUGAUGUUAGUUUUACAGGAAAAAAAAAUACAAAGUAUUUUCACAGCUAACUCUUUGAAAGAGAGUCUUUAACUACUUGAAUGGUCUGCUUACUGAAAAUGAUCACGGAAGUCGCUGAUGCUUCUGGUUCUGCAUUUCUUUGACAGCUCUGUGUGGUUCUAAAGAGAGAGGGCACUAUCUUGAUGUUUGACCUACUGUAUAAAAUGGAUCUAAGAAGCAUUGCGGUUUAUUCUAGAACAUUCAGAAAGAAACAAAAACCAAACUGUUCUCUGUAAAAUUGUAUAAAGGACUAUUUUCUGUAUAAAAAUAUUCUUAUAUGAAGUGCAUUUGUAAAAAAAAAUUGUUUCCUUUUGUUAAUUGUGUAACAAAAGCUACUUGUACUAUGUUCUUGUAACAUCUGACUUAUUAGACACAUUUGUAUAAUGGUUGAUGCUAAAUACAAAAGCAAUAAAAUUCAAAGUGCUGCAA